Messenger RNA from Mya arenaria, 5465 nucleotides. RefSeq lists its product as uncharacterized. The transcript has 9 exons. NCBI's taxonomy places the organism in Eukaryota, Metazoa, Mollusca, Bivalvia, Myida, Myidae. Bases 252 to 2360 code for a protein of 702 amino acids. The record is from RefSeq and is a predicted model, not a curated record.
ACGUGAGUUAAUGAUAUCAUUAAAAAAAUACGAACUACUUCAACUGAUGUACCGGCAUACAUCCGAGGUUGUGUUCGAUAAAAAUGGCCGAGGAGUUCCGAAUGCUUCCUGGUCGGAAUGUUUUCCCCGUGAUUACCUAAGUUGAGGUGUAUCUGUACAGCAGAGCAUACCAGUGCACUUGGGAUAACCACAUAGGCGGACUGUUUGAGCAAAGCUUUUGAUCAGGGCGUGUGCACACAAUCCGAGCAAUCAUGUCGAAGGGAUACUACAGGCUCAUUACGUUUCUUGUCAACAUCUGCACGGACGUGCUUAAGGAACUCUUUCUUGAACAAGCACGAAAAAAUACCACAAUGAGUGUCACCACAGUGCAUUGUUACUUGAUUGCAAAGAAAAAUGCCAUCGAUGCUUUAAAGAGAAGGAAAAUAAUACGAAAUGACCAGUAUGCCCUACUCUUCCCGGCUGCAGGGUUAUGUGAUGAAAACAACUGGGAUAUUUCGUUACUAACUACUCUUCUUUUGAAAUUGCAUGGUGCGUCGGUUGUGCAUGUCAAGAAAGAUAUCGAAACGAUUAGAGAAAUACGGAACGGAAUGCAACUUAUGGCAAGGAUUGCUAAAAUAAAUGACUCACACUUUGAGCAAAAUUGGAAAAGACUUACAGAUGCUACACUUUCCAUUGCAAAUUUUAUCAAAAGAAAACCAUAUAAAGAAACAGUUAAGGCCAACAUAGAUAACACAAUGAUUAGUUGCUUGCCGGAACUUGGUGACACUCUUAGUAAAUGGCAUAUAAGUCACACUAGCGAACUUGAUUCAGAAAUUUUCAGCCUGAAAGAAAAGGUUGAAUCCCUGAGCAAAGACUGUUCAACAUCAGCGACAAUUCCCUCGUAUGCUUGUGGAAAAAGACCGCCUUGCAAUCGCAGUGGAAAACCAGCGAAGCGUUUCAAGAAAACAUCACAGACUCCUGAAAGGCUUUUUGAUGAUUUCAGAAAAACAAUGAAUGAAGAACAGUUUGAGUACUUUUAUCCACCUAGUGAAUGUGCAGAGAUCAGACGCAGAUUAUCAGCUGAUAGAUUCGUUGUUGUUUCUGGGCAUGGCCAAUCUUCUUACCUUAAAACAGCUCUGUACGUUGUACAAUACUUGGAAGAGUAUAAGCAGGAUUUUUGUGCAAUGAUUACUGACCCUAACGACUGGAAACAGAUUGAACCAAAGGAGUUAAAACUGGUUUUGUUCAAAUGCCCGUUUGGAGAAGCAAAACCAAAUAAAAGGAAGACAAGAGCAAUGCUGGAUAUUCUUAACAAUAUCCAGUUUAAAACCAAUGAUUCUGAACAUCCUUUAGUUGUUAUGGUCGUAACACAAUCGGAGAUAAUGCAAAGAGCAUUGAGAAGUGUCGAUGGCCAUCAUGGAUUACUGCAUGAGCCAGUUAUAUUGUACAAGGAAAACAGCAAACAAGAACCAGAUGUUAUUGACGACGGCGUGUUAAAUCAGACCACAGGAACGGAAAGAAGUUCAAUGAAGACGAUGCUAGAAAUGACAAAAUCCUACCGAGAUGAUUACAGCUUUCCGGUCAGUGGAGAAUCUGUGAAGUCAGUUCGAGUGAAAAUGAAAGAAAACAAAUUUGUGCUAAUAAGUGGUGAACGGAGGAACACGAAUACAAGCGUUGCAUUGCGUCUUGCAUUCGAUUAUGAUGACCGACGAUUUCUCAUUGUUCGAAAUAAGUCUGAUAUUUCAAAUAUUGAUCUGCAAAACAUUUCUUUGCUAAUGGUAGAAGACAUAGCGGGAAAAUAUAAGUACGAUGAGGCGAGACUUGCAAAUUGGCUAGAGACAUUUGACUCAUUACUAGCAUUGGUGCGAAAAGGAAAACUUAAUUUGGUCGCGACAAUUGAAUCUGAUAAGAUGGAAAGAGGUAAAAACGACCUUGGAGAGCAUCAAGUCUUUAGACAUGAGGUCCGGAUACCACCAAGUGAUUUCAUUUGUGUCAAGGAAGAAAUUGAGACGCCAGUUGCUUCAGUUAAAGCACCAGUCCAAUCAAGGCAAUGCAAUACGGUGACAUCCGGAGCAAAAAGCUCAACAAGUCUAGUUAUUGAUACAGAUGAUGAGACAGAUGAUACGACACCAAAUGAUUCAGAUUUUAUGAACGAUAGUGAUUUAGAUUUUGAGAGAGAACUUGAGUUAUGCUCAUCAUUAAUGCCAUUAUCUUCUUAUGAUGAUGAUGAUGAGUCAGAUGAGGAUUCAGAGACAGAUGAGGAUUCAGAGACAGAUGAGGAGUCAGAGACAGAUGAAGAUUCAGAGACAGAUGAGGAGUCAGAUGGGGAGGAUUUAUAUCGAAAAAUGAGAAGAAAGCUCAUCAGAUCUAAGAAAGUCUAAAAGAUGUGCUGACGCUAAGAAUUGGAAUACAAAAACUGGUUUCAAGAUUGAUAUGGCCUAUAAAAUUGUCAGAUACGAACAGGGUAACUCAUGCUUUAUGGUUGAAAAAAAUAAUUACCACUGGAACAAACUGGCUGUAAAUAUGUAGCCCGUACUUAACUAUGAGGCUCGCCAUUCGGUGUAAGCGACCAAUUUUCGAAAGCUAUACAGAACCGACGAGGAAAGAUAAUACCCUACCUUGUACAGGCCAGCUAACAGGGCAGCAGCCACGCUUCGCGUGUCAAGUCCUGUACAAAGACAGGGUUCGCUAAACACAAGACCACACCCUCAAGGUCCUGUACUGGCUCUCCACCGUUCUUGGAACCAGUGGUGACCGGACACUGACAGAAGCGACGAAAAACAGUUCCGAUGUGUUUCCUGGAACGUCCUGGGACCUCCUCGAAAUUCUGACAUAUAUAUAUAUACAUGCUGAAACUUAUAAUGCUAAAACUAUCUAUGUAGACAUGGACACUGUUCACUGUUUUACGUUCCCUGUGAUGUCCAAACUGCAACUAAAAAGUAUAUUCGUAACAGUUAUAUGUUAUAGUUUAUUAGAGCUAAACAUAUUGGAAGGGAAUUGAGCUUGUUUAACAAAAUAACAAAGGUUUUAUAUGAUUUAAAUGAAAAUACAUCUAUGGUACGGAAAAUGAUGUAUACGUUUGUUUUUGUUAUACAUGUUUACCACUGAACGAAUUUGAAGUAUGCUGUUCCACUUGAUGUUUUACCAUUACGAUCGACAUUUGAUGACGAGUCUAAUCCUAUUGGACACAUAUAGCUGCCAGUAUGUGAAGAAAACAGUAUUUUACUGUCAAUGGUAGAUUAGAGCUUGGUAAUUGUACAUGUGACAACUUUAUUAGAAACAGAUUAGCGCCUGGCGUACUUGACUAUGUCAAUGUCAAUUACAACUUACAUACUUGUUUGAUAGAUUCAAAGCACUUGACGUAGCUGAAUUUCCUGAGUAUGCCUUAGGUGUGUGUGAUGUUCAUAGUUUCAAACAAUGACUGCAUCGUAUCUUUAAAAAAAUGCAUUAGGUACUCUGAAUUGUAUUCCCUCAUCUGCAGAUAGAGUCGAGAUCCCUAAUCAUUGAAGUACCUAUUAGUUAAAUAUUAUUUGUUUUAUUAUUAAGUUACCUCAAGUUAAUGCAUACUUACGUUUUUACUUUAUUCGGGAUUGUUGGGACACAUAUUGGUUUAAACCCCCAGUAAAUUUACAUUUUACUGACCGUUCCAAGGCGGUACCUAACAAUCCUUGAUAAACACACCAAGUUGUUAUAUAGUAUAUAUGUACCGUGUUGUUUGUAGAGUCUUGUGCUGUUGGUCCAUGUAUCUGGUUUGUGAUUGUUUUGGGGUUUUUUUGUGUUCUAUGUCUUUGGCGUUUACCCAGUGCCAUUAAACGAGGUUUAUGUUUAAACUCUCGUCUACUGAGCUUGUUUCUGUAGUUUUCAUAUAAAUUUUACUAUAAUUUGUAAUACUGAUAUAAUUUUUAACUCUUAUUAUGAUAAGAUUGUUUGGCACAAUUGUGAUCCUCAUGAUUCACGGUAUUUGCUGGAUGAUGAAAUCAUUUGUUUGAUGAUAUUUCUAAUAAUCAAUUGCAUGAAAAUGCAACGUUUGAUGUAUUUAUAAAUAAAAUUUAGGAUGUUUUUUUUUUAUUAUAUUAUGAUAUAUAUAUUUGCAGCCUCACGAAAAUACAUUUUGUGUUAACGUAAAUAUAACACCAGAAAAUCACUAAGGUUUGAUGCAACUCCCAAAUAACAAAACAUUCAUUUUACCAUUGUCAACGAAGUAUCAAAGCCAUACCGUAGAAUGAAAAUCAUGUUGAUUUUUUAAAUGCUAGAUAUAGUUUUUGUGAUGUAAAACGCAAACCAACGCGCUUUUUUAUUCUAAGGAACGUAAUAUGUUGACUAAUCUAAGCAAGUGGAGCCCAAGAAAAUAUAUAAAUAAAUGCAAUUAUGAUAUUAAAAGUGAUGAAUUUGUCUAGCAUUUUUAAGAAAUAUUAAAUUCUUCACAUUUCAGUUCAUUUAAUAAUGACGAUUUUUUAUUAACCGAAAUUCCGAAAACUAAAUCAACCUGAAAAAGACGCAAAAGUCCUGAUUUGCAAAAUAAUCUUGCAGAUUUUUUUCAAUGUUUCCAAGGAGUUUAUUUCUGCUUAUCUAUUUGAGAUUUUUAGUUAUAUUUAUGCCAAAGGAUUUUUUCCCGAUUAUUGCUGUAUAGGCGUCAUAGCUAAUAUUUUCAAGAAAGGUGAUGGUUCUAGUGCUUCAACUAUUGGUUCAUAAUGAUGUGAAUGUCAAUAGAAAUGUAAAUAUUAAUAAGCAUGUAUAUGUUUGGUGAUCAUAUGUUAUAGCUUUGUAGGACACUAUUGGCUUAUAUUUCUAUGUUUGUAUUGUUAAUUUUAAUUAUAUACCUUACCUUUUGCAAGGACUAAGAGACAAGUAUGUACAACAAUGGGAUGAUAAAUUGUCUAAUCAGUCAAAAGUGGAGUAUCUUCAAAAUUUCAAAUGUGAUUUUAAGGCUGAUAAAUAUUUAGUUGUAAAGAAAAUAUAAAAAAUAAGACACCAACAAGUCCCGAUUAAGAUAUUCCUCACAUUUAUUUUGGAAAUUGAGAUAAAUAUAAUUGCAUAAUGUUAUCAGAGCAGAAGGCAAAUAUUAAUUAUUUUCACUGAUUAUUGUUGAAUCCGAAUAUCAUUUUCUUCUUUGCUAAUCUGCAUAUUUAUAGGAAACAUUGUAUACAAGCCUAGCUUAGUUAAGUUUAAAAUAUUGUUAUCUUGGGAUAAUGUUAAGGUUAUUCACAUGUUACGAAAUUGGUUGCCUAUGAAAUGGAUAAUAAAACAUACGUUGUUUCCUAAUAAUUUUGGUUUGUGAUAUAAAGUACAUUAAGCUGUAUUAUAUGUUUAAAUGUUAAGAAUGAUGCUAUUUAUAGAGUUUCAUCUAUUAAGAUACUAUUAUCGUGUAUUGCAGUAUUCGUAAGUUGUGUACAUAUACGUGUGUGUUGUGUCUUAAUAACUGUUUAUACCAUUUGUAAAUGACCAAAGGUAAAGUGCUGAUUUGUCAAUAAACUUGAAACUUGAAA